AUGUCUCUUUCAACCCGCGCCCAUGAAGCAGAAGAAGCCAUCAAGGGAAUGGAUCUCUGGGAGGUUAUUCCUAACCUCUUCGAUAUAGAGACCAAUCCUGACGGUAUCGUGAGUCUGGGUGUUGCGGAGAAUACCCUCAUGCACGAUGUUCUUCGGAAGCACAUUCACGAUAACUUGGCUUUGAAAAAUCCGGCUUUUACUUAUGGUGAUGGUACUACGGGUACCAAGGCGGUUAAGAAGUCUGUGUCACGGUUCUUGAAUAAGCACCUGAAGCCGUUCAAGGCUAUCGAGCCAGCGCAUAUUACCAUGACCAACGGAUGCAGUGCUGCUAUUGAGCAUUUAUCGUGGGCUGUUGCGAAUACCGGAGAUGGAAUCCUUCUAGGACAACCCUAUUAUGGGACGUUUAUUCCUGACCUUACUGCUCGUUUUGGGGCCAAGCUUCUCCCAGUUGCUUUUGGCGAUGUCGACCCUGUUGGCGAGCACGCGGUAGCUGAGUACGAAAGAGUUCUUCUCGAUGCUCAAGCCAAGGGGAUUAGAGUUGCAGGUCUGGUCAUCAGUCACCCGCACAAUCCCCUGGGACGCUGCUACUCUCGAAGUGUUCUCAUCGCCUUGAUGAAGCUGUGCCAGAAGUACAAAGUGCACUUCAUCAGUGAUGAGAUCUAUGCUCUGUCUGUCUGGGAAAACACUGUCGACCAACACCCUCCAGCUGUCCCCUUCGAAUCUGCUCUAUCAAUCGAUAUCGCGGGUAUUAUCGACCCUGAGUUGGUGCAUGUUCUUUGGGGUAUGUCCAAAGACUUUGGUGCCAACGGUAUCCGAGUUGGUACAAUUGUGUCUCAAGCCAACAUGUCUCUGCACGCUGCUAUUGUAGCUGUUGGACUAUACAGUUCAGUGUCGUCAAUCUCCGAUCACGUCACAGUCAACAUCUUGGAUGAUGACGCUUUUGUCGAGUCAUACAUAACUGAGAACCAAAGGAAGCUAUCAGAGCAAUACACUCGUGUCGUCUCGUGGGCCAAGAAGAACGAGAUUGACUACGCUCCAGGAGUGAAUGCUGCCUUCUUCCUAUGGGUUAAUCUGGGCAAGGCUUAUAUGGCACGACACCCUGGGCUGGAAACUGACGACAUAACGGAUCUUGUUAUGAGUAAGAUGAUGGCAAAGAAGGUCUUUUUGGCAUCUGGCAAGGCAUUUGGUUCAGAGAAGCCUGGUUGGUUCAGAAUCGUGUUCUCACAUGCCGAUGAAUAUCUUGACUUGGGCCUUGAACGGGUGAUAGAUGCACUGGCAUAG
Molecule: messenger RNA, 1281 nt
Organism: Fusarium coffeatum
Lineage: Eukaryota; Fungi; Ascomycota; Sordariomycetes; Hypocreales; Nectriaceae
Exons: 1
Coding region: 1-1281 (426 amino acids)
Biological process (GO): amino acid metabolic process; biosynthetic process
Molecular function (GO): pyridoxal phosphate binding; transaminase activity
Source: RefSeq, a predicted model, not a curated record